This is a messenger RNA of Parnassius mnemosyne (clouded apollo), 1758 nucleotides long. Lineage: Eukaryota; Metazoa; Arthropoda; Insecta; Lepidoptera; Papilionidae. The record is from the annotation of a GenBank genome assembly.
AUGGCUAAGCUUCAUAAUUAUUAUGUAUUAUGUCCCCUUAUUGAUCAAAAAAGUUUCUUAGGUGUAUCACAGGAUAAGGAAACUACAAAUGUUAUAGUAACUCUUGGCCGUAAUGUUGUACAUAAAUAUAGGCUUUCAGAUCAAAAGCUAAUUGUUGGGUGGACUUCAAAAGACUACAUAACAUCUACGGUUAUUUAUGAUAAAGAGCAAGAUGCUUAUGUUGGGAUUUUCAAUAACAAUGCAAUUAAAAGUUGGAAUGAGGAAUGUGACAACUUAGACAAAAUUAAGAAACAUAAAUUUCCAAUAAAUAUUUUAAAACUUUUAACAAGAGGAGAUCAGUCACCAUUAGUUAUAUUUUCAAAUGGCAACUGUGCUUCCCUGUCUUAUGCCAUGGACAAUAGAAAGGGUUUUGAAAGUAAAUCACUGGUCAAAGAAAUAGAUAUCAUCAUUGAUGCAGCAUACUAUAACUUGAAUAAUACAUCAAACAUUUGUUAUAUUCUUAAAAAUAACAGUAACUAUGAAAUAUUUACAUGUCCAUUGAGAGAAGAGUUGGGAGAUUUGGAAAAAUCAAAAGUACAUAAGGUUAAAAUAUUGAGACCUGAAGAUGUGCAUAUAGUUGGCCACCUUAUUAGCACUACUGAAAAACUUGGUGUUUAUAUUUUAUGGAGUGAUGGGAAAUUAACAGUUUAUGAAUUGGAUAAAAGGAGUUGGCGAACAAUUGGAUCAGUUCCGUGGAUAUCCACUCAUUACAGUGUUUCUAUUGCUUGGAUGGGAAAAAACCAUUUAAUACUUUUUGGUAGCAAUAUAGAACAGGAUGGAGCUAUAAUUGUUGCUUACAAUAUAGUACUUGGUGUUGGUUCCUGCAAGUAUCCAAUGAAAAUGUAUACAGAAGGUGCAAAAUUAUACUGUUUCGAUAACCGCAUUAUAUUGGAAGCUUCAAAUCAUAUAGGAAUGUUACCUUAUGUUUUAGAAAUUAAAAGAAACUUAUCCAGUCUGCUUGGCUCACAUGAAAUAACUAAAGAUGUAUGCACAGAAAUUGCUGAUUGGGAUACUCCGACAAAACCCAUAUUUAAAUUUAGUGAAGAGAUAAAAGACCUUCUUAGUCUAGGCUUAACUGAAAGAAAUAUUUGUGCUCAAGUCAUACCACCUUUGCUAGAAAAAGAUGACUUCAGGCAUAUUUUAAAAAUAUUAAAAGAUUUUAAAGAUAUUCCAGAAUCAGUUUUAGUUCUGUUGCUCUCCUACGCUGUUAAAUUAGUUAAUCCAAAUAAAAUUGAUAUAACCAAUAAUGAAGAGCUUAUCAACACAUGUUCAAGUAAUAUAGACUCAAAAGAAAAAAGAACUGGUCAAAAGGCUAAAUUAGAAUUUCUUAAUUAUCUGCUUCAAAUUCCUGUUAGUGAUGCAAUUUUAAUACCCUAUUUGAGGAAUGGUUUGAGUCUUGAUGAAGCUUUGUUCCUCAUGAGCUAUAUUUCAUAUUUACUUGUUGACUCAGAUAGGAAAAUUGAAAUGGAUUACGAAAGCAAAUUGUUUGACUGGUGCACCUUACUUAUGGAUGCUUUUUAUCAACAAUAUGUGAUGACUACAGAUGUAAAGGUUAAAUAUGUUUUGGAUACAAUGCAAAAGAUUGUUGAAAAUCUUGUUGAUCAAUUAAUGUUAGUUGAUAGUAUUUUACCUCAGUUACAUCAGGUUGUCUCUGGCAAACAGAUGGAAAAUAAUGUUGAUGAGUUAUUGUCAUAUACUAUUGAGUUGAUGGAAAUAUAG